AUGUCCCAAUACUAUGACGUCCCUUUAAGAUGCUUCACUUUCCCUGACUUCCAAAUCUCUCCAACCUUGGAAUACCUCGAGAGACUCCUCAAUCGAUCAAUCAAAGAGUACAACCCUUUUCCGAACUUGGAAGAAGGCUUCUGUUUAACCGAGCUCUCACUCACCUUAGGUGUCAACGCCAACAAGCUAGUGGAUAAUUGGGGCGUUAAAGGAUCCAUCAAAGGUUUGACCCAAAAGUUCUUAGAAUCACAUGCUUGGGAAAUGAUUAAAAAUGGAAGAUCCGACUUCCAUAGUGCAACCUUGGCACUUUUGAUUCAUGGAAUUGUUCUCUUCCCAAAUAUGGACAAGUCCGUGGAUCAUUUAGCAGUUGAAGUCUUUCUAACAAAGAAUUUGGUGCCUUUUUUACUCACUAACUUCUACCAUACCUUUCAUACAAGGCAUGAGAAGAAGGGAGGUACUUUCCUUUGCUGCGCUCCUAUGCUACAUCUUUGGAUGAGGGCCUACAUGCCUCAAAGUGGACCUUUUGCUGAAAACAAACUGACAUGGCCGCAAAGGUUCGCAUCUCUCUCUACCAACUCAAUUCUAUGGUAUAAGAGGGAAUGGGAUACAAAGGAUGUCAUCGCAAGAUGUGGAGAGUUCUCUAACGCGCCCUUAAUAGGAACACAAGGUUGCAUCAACUACAACCCUGCUAUACUUAAGAGACAACUAGGGUACGGCAUGAUGAGUCCUCCCGAGGAAUGA
Molecule: messenger RNA, 741 nt
Organism: Lathyrus oleraceus (garden pea)
Lineage: Eukaryota; Viridiplantae; Streptophyta; Magnoliopsida; Fabales; Fabaceae
Exons: 1
Coding region: 1-741 (246 amino acids)
Source: RefSeq, a predicted model, not a curated record